ACGCCGCAGCUCGGCGGUCAGAGCGUCUGCUGCGCGGUCCGGGAGCAACACGCGCGACGGGGUGCCUGGCGUUCCAGCCCUGUGCCAACUGCAGCUGUCCUGGAGGCAAACUGUCGAGAGACUAGUCCACGGCGAGGGUUGUGAGGCCAGCUUAAAUGUGUUUCACUCCGGCAUCUAGGGUUGCGUACACCGGUGGUCAACAGGGCCAUCUGCGGGCGUACCGACGUCGUGAAACCGCCUCGCAGUGAUUAGUCGUCUACUGCCAGACUCUUCUGUGACGACACACCGUAAGGAAGUCAUCCAGCGGGCGGAGCAGCCAGCAGCGCUCGAGUCCUUACGAUAGGUGGCGACACCCACUGGUGCGUCAGCGCAGGUUUCCCGUUACUCAGCUGCUCGCAUCGUGAACUUAAGCAUCCGGGCCAGCGCAGACCUUCUUGCGGCUCGCGCAACAUUCGCUUUCGGUACCACUGUGUAUUGCAGAGCGGCGGCGGUUGGUGUUUCCCAGAGCGUGUGACUAUAAACGACUUGACUCGGGAACGUGUCUGUGGAUGGUGCGAGUAGUAAAUAGCUCGUUAUUGUGGACUAGAUUCGAGGCUGUGCCUUCACGUUGACCGUAAGCUGGCCUCUGACGACGAAGCACACCAGCUGGGAUCUCAGUGCCUGGGAGUUUUUCGUCGAGUUCUGCGAGUCGGCACAGCCGAGAAGCUGCGCUGUAAACUGCAAAUGAGAUGCGGCGGACCGGCGGUCGCUAGGAUGGCGGCGACGGACGGGCAGAUCGUGUGCGCGGCGGCGCGCUGGUCGGACGAGGCGCAGUACCUGCGCGAGCUGGUCUCCGGGCCGCGGCCGCUGCGGCUGCCCGCCGUCGUCAAGGUGACGCGCGGCCAGUACGGCGGCCUGGGGGUGCCGUCGCUGCCCGCCCCCGCGCUCCAGCCCGCCGCUCUCAUCGUGUCCGCGGGCCGCCGCCGCAAGCUCGCCGCGCAGGCCGUCAAGCUCAAGGAGGGAGGUCGCAUGGCGGCAGUGGGCCCACGGCUGGCCAUCCCGGAGACCUACCCCGGUUACUUCGAGCUGCUGAGCGAGGAGGGCCGCGCCGUGCGCUGCAUCGAGGGCGUGGGCGAGCUGUCGCGGCGCGCCGGCCUCUCUGGCGCUUGUCUAGUGCGCGAGCCCGUGCGCGCCUUCCCCGACCCCGGGCCGGGCCCGGCCGUCGCCGCCGUCGCAGCCCUGCCGCCGGACGGCGCGCGCACCGUGCCCGUCGGGGAGACCCUCACCCCCACCGGAGAGGUGACGGUGGGCAAGUCGCGGUACCUGCGGUGCGUGGACGGGCGCGGCGAGUCGCUGCUGGUGCCGCUGGAGCAGCGCGGCGGCCGCUUCUCGGCGGUGGCGCGCGAGGACUCCAUCUCGGGAGUGCACAGCGCGCGCAACCUGCUGGCCAAGCGGCUGCCGCUGACGGUGCGCCUGGUGCACGGCCCGCCGCCGGCGCCCGCCCCCGGCGCCUCCUCGGCGCGCGGCCACCGCCACUUCGCGCCCGAGCUGCGGCUGCUCGCCGCCUACGAGGAGGAGCACGUGUUCGCGCUGCCGCUGGGCGGCCACCACCGCGCCGCCUCCGCCGCCGCCGCCGCCUCCGAGCAGCUGCUGGCGCUGCCGCUGGCCGCGCCGCUCAAGGUGGUGCGUGCGCGCAACGAGGACGCGCUGCGCGGCAUGCACGAGUUCGUCCGGCUGGCCGAGCGUGCGGCGCGCCUGCUCGCCGACGUCGCCGACAAAAUGCAGGUGCUGGACGGGAAGCUGGGCGACCCCAAGGCGCUGCGGCUGCUGUCGUCGGGCGUGAAGAGCAAGCCGUCGAGCGGCCACCUGCUGCGGCGCAGCGCCUCCUCCGACUCGGCGAACCUGUCGCACCACCGCGAGCGCGACCGCGACCGGGACCGCGGCCACGACGAGAACCGCUGCCCGCCGCCGCCCGGGCUCGCCGACGAGUACGACGAGAUCGACCAGAUCUACGACUACGUGCGCGGCUUCGCGCCGCUGCCCAAGAACAUCCGGUCGCCGUUCGCGGACCCGCAGCCGGCGCCGGCCGCGGCCGACAAGGCGUCGCCCGGCGGGUCGCCGCCGCUGUCGCCCACCUCUGCGCCCGGCCACCUCGUGCCGCUCGCCGCAGCGUCGCCGCCCGAGCCGCCGCCCAUCGAGACCAUCCCCACCAAGAAGAUGCAGCACCACAAGGCGGAGAAGAGGACGCGGCGCAAGGACAAAGACGCCGGCGUCGCGGUGCCCACGGUGAAGGAGAAGUCGCCGAGCGGGGGCGGCGGCCUGUACAUCAAGCACGGCGGCAGCGGCGCGCAGCACGGCCGACAGCUGCUGCACCGCCAGAAGAGCGCCUCGGCCAACGCGGCCAGCCGGCCGGGGUCGCCGCCGCUCGGCGUCCGCUACAAGUCGCUCUCCAACCUGCAGCAAGCGAUGGAGGUGGACGGCACGCUGGACUCCAGCCACUCCGGUGGCCGGACGUCGGGCGACUCCGGGGCGGGCGCCAAGCUGCCCGAGAAGCGGUCACGGCGGCUCAGCCGUCCGCGCUCGCUCACCAACCUGGUCUGGGAGCUGAGGGGCGGCGGGGGCGACAAGGGCCACAACCACGCGCCGCCCCCCGCCGGCCCUCAGCUGCCGGCGGCGGCGCCUGCGGGCGCGGCGGUAGGCCGUAAGCCCAAGCUGUCACUGGGCGGCGGCGGCGGCAGCAGCCACAAGCGCCUGGGCACUCUCUACCUGUAGGCUGGCGCCGUGGCGCCUGCCGUGCAGGCAACCCACACACCAGUCUCGUGUCGCAGAGAGCAGCCGCAGCAGGCGCCGAACUUCAGUUUCUACGCAUAUUUGUGAUUCUAGCAUUCCGCGAUGUGAUUUUUCGUUGUGUUCGAUGUACGCGUUUUUGCCCACCAUACGCAGAUUAAUUAUGAGGCGAGUGAUGACUCGGUUAUAGUUAUUUAGCGCUUCGUAUUUCUUUCAAAGCGACAGUGACUCUUAUGUAGAAAUUUAAGCAAAUUCUGAAAAAAAUAUAUAUAUAUAUUAUAUGUGUCUUCGUAUAUGAUGAAAUACGUUUCUGCAUAGUUAACCACAUAUGGACGCUCAGCAGAGUUUGUAUUUCUCCCAGCGCGAAACUUAUAAGCAAAGUGCUCAACAACAAAUAUUUGUUUAAGUGAUUGUGGCAAAUGAUAUUAUGUGCCAUGAAUUCUCAUUUACCCAACCGGAAGGCAAAGGCAAUAUUUUUGUUCUUCCUUAUAAUUUAAGAUUACUUUGUUCAAUUGUAAUAACACAUAACAUGAACAAUAAAGGCUACUGACACU
Schistocerca nitens (vagrant locust) is the source of this 3320-nucleotide messenger RNA. RefSeq lists its product as uncharacterized. The record is from RefSeq and is a predicted model, not a curated record. The coding region runs from base 724 to 2751 and encodes 675 amino acids. Lineage: Eukaryota; Metazoa; Arthropoda; Insecta; Orthoptera; Acrididae. The transcript has 7 exons.